CCGUCCGCGCGCGCGCUCUCGUUGCGAAAAUGGCUGCCGGCGACGUCGCGCAGUUUGUGGAGCAGAACCGGCAGCUGGCGGAGCGCGUGGAGACCUUCCGCUCGGUGUCCGAGAGCGAGAAGCACUGGAAGUCCAGGAGGGAAUUCAUCUUCCGCAACAUCGGCCACUACGAGGACCCAGAGCUGGACCACCUGCUGGCGCUGUCCAUGGUUUGGGCGAACAACGUCUUCCUCGGCUGUCGGUACAGCCAGGAGCUGCUGGACAAGGUUCAAGAGAUGGCCGAGGGGAUCGUGGUAGAAGAUGCUCCAGUGUUCAAAACACGAGAUGAAAUAGUGAAGCAGCAGCAGCAGCGUCGGUGACCAUGGGGUGUUGUGGGCAACCUGGGGAAUCUGGCCCCUCAACCAUCUUAUUUCAAGGACGGAUCUUUUUUCCCCCUUGUCAGAUCUUGCCAAGGAUUUUAUAUGUAGGUUUCUAACUUUUUUUAUAUGCAUGUUCAGAUCCUACCCCCCCCCCC
Scleropages formosus (Asian bonytongue) is the source of this 514-nucleotide messenger RNA. It is a transcript of the gene xtbd1, whose product is annotated as CDKN2A interacting protein N-terminal like. The transcript has 3 exons. Lineage: Eukaryota; Metazoa; Chordata; Actinopteri; Osteoglossiformes; Osteoglossidae. The record is from RefSeq and is a predicted model, not a curated record. Bases 30 to 359 code for a protein of 109 amino acids.